GCUCGCCGCGGGCUAAUGAGGGCGAGGAACGGGCACGCGUUGCGGGCCUCCAGCCGGUGGAGCCAAGGCAGCGCUCUCACGGCCCAUUGGAUGGGGGGAAUAGGGGUGGGGCUUCGGAGGGCGCGCUCCGGGGUGAUUGGCUGGAGGAUCGGGGGCGGGGCUGGAAAGGCGCGCUCAGGGCUCAUUGGCGGGGGACCGGGGCUGCGGAGGGCGCGCGACGCGGCGCGGGUCAUGGAGGCAACCAGCUCUGGCUUCCGGAAAGAACUUGUGAGCAAACUGCUGCACCUGCAUUUUAAAGAUGACAAAACCAAAGUUGGCGGAGAUGCACUGCUGCUCAUGGCAGAGUUGUUGAAGAUCUUCGUCUCGGAAGCGGCCAUCCGCAGUGUCCGGCAGGCCCAGGCAGAGGACCUGGCCCGUGUGGAUGUGGAACAGCUGGAGAAGGUGCUGCCUCAGCUGCUUCUGGACUUCUAGGGGUUUCCACCCUCACUCCAGCCGACUGCCUGCCUGCAUCAUGGCCCAGCCCCAUGUCCACGUGUCUCCUGUGGCCUCUGGCUUCAGACAGGGAAGAGGCUGCUGAUCCCUGACUCUCCUACAGCCCUGAAACUGAGCCAGUCUCAGCAAACGCACCCCUUUCCCUCACAUCCUCCUCUCUGCCCACGACAGCCUGACUGUAGCAGAGGUCACUGUGGGGGGGCCAGCCCAUGGUGAGCACCGUGUUGGGGUAGGAGCCCUGGGAAGCACGUGCCAAGGGAGAAGUGGGGGCUGUCUUCCACAGACCAGCAGAGCUGCAGCCCUGCCACCCCGACAUCAAAGCUGGUGUGUCAACUCCUAGCCAUGUGAUACUCGCUUGGAAGCUGCUUCUCUGAGCUAUAGAUUUGUCCUCAGAAAGCACCACCAAUAAACCAAAACUGCUUCUCUCAG
This is a messenger RNA of Rhinolophus ferrumequinum (greater horseshoe bat), 921 nucleotides long. It is a transcript of the gene CENPX, whose product is annotated as centromere protein X. Gene Ontology annotation, cellular component: Fanconi anaemia nuclear complex; FANCM-MHF complex. The transcript is spliced from 5 exons. The record is from RefSeq and is a predicted model, not a curated record. NCBI's taxonomy places the organism in Eukaryota, Metazoa, Chordata, Mammalia, Chiroptera, Rhinolophidae. Gene Ontology annotation, biological process: DNA repair; kinetochore assembly; resolution of meiotic recombination intermediates. Bases 16 to 471 code for a protein of 151 amino acids.